Messenger RNA from Juglans regia (Persian walnut), 953 nucleotides. RefSeq names its product protein NOI4-like. The coding region runs from base 384 to 620 and encodes 78 amino acids. The transcript has 3 exons. Lineage: Eukaryota; Viridiplantae; Streptophyta; Magnoliopsida; Fagales; Juglandaceae. The record is from RefSeq and is a predicted model, not a curated record.
AGAGAGAUAGGGAGAGGGAUGAGUCCAGUGGGCAGAUUGGAAAGAGAGAAAAGAUCACUGUUGAGAAAGGAGAAAAGCUUAUAAUUGUGUGUAUCUAUCUAACACAUGGCCUCAUCUAAUCUCAUGAGCUCAGUGUUGCCUGUUGGUGAGCUUCGCUGGAAGUACCAAACAGCGUCAGUGGUCCCCACCAACAAUUGAACUCUCCCUACAUGAUAUAGUAAGACACGUUGUCCGCUCCAUUGGCGUGGCCCACACCUAGUCUCUCUCUCUCUCUCUCAGGAAAGGGGUAGGUAAAGGAAAAAGGAAAAGCAAAGGAAUCAUCCAUCAAGCAAAAGACCAGGACGGUAGAAAGAGGAGGCCACAGAAUUCUCUCCAUCCCAUUCAUGGCGGAAAAGGAUGGACCAUUGCCAAAGUUUGGGGAAUGGGAUGUCAAUGACCCAGCCUCGGCUGAGGGAUUCACAGUAAUCUUCAACAAGGCUCGAAAUGAGAAAAAGACAGGUGGCAAGGUUGACUCACCACCAAAGGAUGACUCAAAAUAUAAGCAUGGAGCAGUUCUUGGGAAACCUCAUUCCCAGAAAAAAUGGUGUUGCUGCAUACAGUCCGCUCAUGCAGAAUCAUGAGGCUGCUUUUACCUCAUGAUAGCUUGAACAGGAAAACAUUGGCUUUGAAUAUCCGAGCUCAUAAUAUGUUACAGAAAGAAUGGAGCCGUAUCAUAUACUAUGAUGGAUCAUUGUAUCCUGGCUGGAAUCUGUUUAUCGUGUCUAAAUUGGUGAUAACGUACAAUUAGAGAAGUUUAAAGAAUAAUGUUGUAGUAUGUUCAGUAUACUGGCCGGUUAUUAUUGGGUGCUACUUCUCUCCUUUACUGAUAUCCUAUGAACUGACACUACUAUUUGUUAUUAUAUUCUUUGGAGUGGAUUUGAUUUACUUCUGGAUAAUUGCGGACUUAUACCGAA